AUGGAAUGCAACAAGGAUGAAGCUUCAAGGGCCAAGGAUGCAGCUGAAAUAAAGCUACGGAAUGCAGACUAUGUUAGUGCUAAAAGGAUGGCUCUUAAGGCUCAGCGGCUCUUCCCUGGGAUAGAAAACAUUUCUCAACUGCUUGCUGUUUGUGAAGUUCACUGUUGUACUUCUGUUAAGAUCAAUGGGGAGACAGACUGGUAUGGGAUUCUUCAAGUAGAGCCAACUGCAGAUAAUGUGUUACUCAAGAAACAGUACCGCAAACUUGCUCUUUUACUUCAUCCAGAUAAGAACAAGUUUGCAGGUGCUGAAGCUGCUUUUAAGUUAAUUGGUGAAGCUCACAUGACACUGACAGACCAAGUAAAGCGCUCUUUCCAUGACAAGAAAAGGAAAUCAGUUUUUGCAACUUCUGCCCCUUCACAAAAGAAGAGACGACAGACACCAAAGAAAACUGAUGCUAAGAAAGUCAACAAGGAGAACAUUCCAGAUUUUUCCAAGAGACCUGUUCCUGUCCGAGGGGAGGCACCAUAUACAUGGAGUGGAUCUGGGACUCAAACACAAAAGUUCCCUCCUAGUCAGCAAGCUCAUGUCACUAAUGAGAAACAGAAAUAUCAUAGUGUUCCUGGCUGGCAAAACCCUGUCACUGGUCAUCAAACUCAUGCUACUCACCAGCAGCAGCAAUCUCGGAAUGUUCCUGGUCAGCAAACUCCUGUUGAGUCUCAGAAACUCCAAUCUGAUGCACAGUCAAAGAAUACUGCGACUUCUCAAGCUGCAAGUGAUAGCAACAAGAAUGGAACUGCAGAUGGGAGUUUCACAGCUAGAGCUGGGACAUGCAAUAGCAAGAAGGUAUCAACAGCAGCAUUCAAUCAACAAAGCGGUGCAGUUAGAACUGAAUCCCCAAUUUCGAGUUCUCGUAAGAGUUCAAGGCAAUCUCAGAAUGUUCCUGAUCACCAAAUUCCUGUUGCUACCCAACAGAAACAGUGUGAGAAACCACCAUUCGGUGCAGGAUCAAAGAUUUUGAAGAGAUCAAGCAAGAAGGAAAAUAAUGCUGUGAGUAAAGGUGAUCUUGCUGGCUGUACAAAUGGCAGUGAUAAUCCUACUUAUUCUCCUGUGACAAGAAAGAUAAGUAAAGGAUAUUCUUCUUGUAAUGCUGGUAAAAGUGGUGAAACAAUAAAUGUAGCCAGUAAUGGGUAUAGCGAACAAAGAUCUAGUAUCCCCAAAACAGAUAAGACUACAAAUGAAAAUGGAGAGGUUGUCAAUGGCUCAGAUCACAACGUGAAAGAAGGAAUACGUAAAGAAGACGAAAUGCCUAAUGCUGCAGGGAAUGGAGCAACAAGGUCUGCAGACGUAAGUAUUCCCUUCGAAGGUGUUUCAUACCCAGAUCCAGAAUUUUAUGACUUUGAGAAAGAAAGGGAUGCAGAUCGAUUCAAGGUUGAUCAGAUAUGGGCAGUUUAUGAUGAUUACAAUUCCAUGCCGAGGUAUUAUGCCAAAAUUAAGGAGGUUUACUCUCCAAACUUUAUGCUGCAGUUCACUUGGCUUGAGUUUGAUCCUCAGAAUGAUGCUCAGAAGGCAUGGUCUUCUGAAGAGCUGCCUGCUGCUUGUGGUAGUUUUAGAAUUGGAAAAACAAAAUUAACUGAAGAUAAAAAUAUGUUUUCCCAUGUUGUUUCCUGGGCAAAAGGGAGGAAGAGAAACAGCUUUGAGAUCUAUCCAAGGAAAGGUGAAGUAUGGGCCAUCUUCAAGAGAUGGCACAUCAAUUGGAGUGCCAAUGAUCAUCAGCUCUGCAGUUAUGACAUUGUAGAAGUACAAUCAGAGUUUGUUGCGGGUACUGGCACAUAUGUGAUUCCAUUAGUAAAACUCAAAGGUUUUGUGAGCUUAUUUGUGCGAUCGGAUAGCAAUGAACCAUGUCUGAUUCCUGAUGGUGACACGCUCAAAUUUUCACACAGUAUUCCCUUUCAUAUGUUGGCAGAAGCUGAUGUGCAAGGUAUCCCACACUCUGCACUAGAGCUAGAUCCUGGGUCGCUACCGUCUGACAUGGAAGAAGAAUUUUCUUCGGUAGACCUUGGCAGUGGUCUUUUUAGCAAUCGGGGAGGUAAGACUGGAGGCAAUGUUUCGUCUACUACAGAACCUUCUAGUGGUGAAGUGCCAGUUGGUAAGACAAAGCAUGAUCUACGUGGUGCUAGUGCGGAUGGAUGGGAUGAUAGCUGUCAACCAAAAUCUCCAACAAGUUUUGUUUACCCUGAGCCAGAGAUUUGCAACUUCAGUCUUAUAAGAUCAUUUGAAAACUUCAAGAACGGACAAAUUUGGGCACUAUAUUGUGACUCAGACAAGUUCCCAAAGUACUAUGGAUUUAUAAAGAAAGUUGAUCCAGAGCGCUGCACAAUCCACAUAAGAUGGCUUGAGUACUGUCCAUGUCUAGAAACAGAGAAGAGUUUGAUGCAAGAAGGCCAUCCAGUUAGCUGUGGAACAUUCAAAGUCAGCAAACAGAGUGACAGCUAUGAUUGCACAAGUGUCUUCUCCCAUAUCGUGGAAGUGGCAACGAUUGGUAAGGGAAAGAAGUAUGACAUUGUUCCUUGUGCCGGCCAGGUAUGGGCUGUGUACAAGAACUGGAGUUGUGACUGGAGCUUCAAAAAUUAUAAGAUCUGUGAAUAUGAUUUUGUGGAGGUCCUAAAGACCUCUGACACCUCUAUAAUAGUCUACUAUCUGACUAAAGUGGAGGGUUUUAGUUCCGUAUUCAUGCCACAGGAGAAAGGUGGAUCUAGAAGGGCCAUGAAAAUACAAAGGAGUGAACUGAUGAUGUUCUCUCAUCAGAUUCCCGCCUACGGCUUUACAAUUGAAGGAGGCAAGCCAUUUGGUCACUGGGAACUUGAUCCUGCAUCUGUGCCUGAAACUUUCUUAGGCAAAAAAUCCAAUACGUUGUUGACAAAGCUGCAGCAUUGGAUUUGUUUUGACAAUGUGGCGCUGCUUCUGCAACCCUAA
Messenger RNA from Lolium rigidum, 2976 nucleotides. RefSeq lists its product as uncharacterized. The coding region runs from base 1 to 2976 and encodes 991 amino acids. Lineage: Eukaryota; Viridiplantae; Streptophyta; Magnoliopsida; Poales; Poaceae. The transcript has 3 exons. The record is from RefSeq and is a predicted model, not a curated record.